CAAAUAAAUAGUAGUUUUGAUUUCCUUCUCAUUUAGUAUUGAUAUCAGUACCAAGAUACUAUAAUAUCGAUAGUGAUAUGCUGCUAGCUGUUCGCCGUAGCUUCCUGGCGUUGGGACCUUCGCUGUCACGUCGCCCACUAGCCUCCUUCGGUCUCCGCUCCAUGAGCUCCGACGAACGUGCCAAGGCUGAUGCCGCGGCCGCCUCGGGCGCUGCCACUGCCGUGGGUGAGACCAUCUUCGACAAGAUCAUCAACGGGCAAAUCCCCGCCAAGAUCGCGUAUGAGGACGAGCAGUGUCUGGCAUUUCACGAUGUGAACCCGCAGGCGCCCGUGCACAUUCUGCUUAUUCCCAAGAAGCGCGAUGGACUUACCCAGCUCUCGCAUGCCGAGGAGCGCCACGAAGCCAUCCUGGGCCAUCUGCUCUACGCAGCCAAGCUGGUCGCUAAGCAGCAGAACUUGGACAAGGGUUUCCGCAUGGUCAUCAACGACGGAGAGGACGGCUGCCAGUCAGUCUUCCACCUGCAUCUUCAUCUCCUUGGAGGACGUAAGUUGGGUUGGCCCCCUGGAUAAAGGGCAGACUGGCGUGUAGCGCUCCUGAAGAAAAAAAAGAGAGGAAGGGCAUUAAGAAUUGCGUUGCAAAUUAAUGCAAAGCAGUCAAUGUGUUGUGGUAAAAGGCAAAACUGGUUGACAAUCGUGGUCUA
Messenger RNA from Phytophthora nicotianae INRA-310, 700 nucleotides. RefSeq lists its product as hypothetical. The record is from RefSeq and is a predicted model, not a curated record. Gene Ontology annotation, molecular function: hydrolase activity. Bases 78 to 569 code for a protein of 163 amino acids. The transcript has a single exon. NCBI's taxonomy places the organism in Eukaryota, Oomycota, Peronosporomycetes, Peronosporales, Peronosporaceae. Gene Ontology annotation, cellular component: cytoplasm.